Molecule: messenger RNA, 429 nt
Organism: Papaver somniferum (opium poppy)
Lineage: Eukaryota; Viridiplantae; Streptophyta; Magnoliopsida; Ranunculales; Papaveraceae
Product: protein MAINTENANCE OF MERISTEMS-like
Exons: 2
Coding region: 1-429 (142 amino acids)
Source: RefSeq, a predicted model, not a curated record
AUGUUUUUUGGGACAGAAAAGAAGGAAAAAGAAGGAGGUCUCUCUGAUAUGGAAUGUCGCUAUGCGGCGGCUGGGUAUUUGUUGUAUGUCCUUGCGUCGGUUAUAUUUCCUGACAGCAAAGGUAACCGGGUGAGCGCCAACCUUCUUCAGCUUUUGGAUCCCUUGGAAGAUGUGAGCAAGUACUCUUGGGGGACUGCCAUAAUUGCACACCUGAAUGGUCAGCUUUCUCAGGGAUCUCGCAAACUAACUUCUCAAAUUAAUGGGAAUUUGGCUCUAAUCCAGGUGUGGAUUUAUGAUCAUUUCCCAUCAUUGAUCAAAGAUAAUGAAGAUGUGGAACUCAACCCACAAUGGAGCAAAGGUAGUCCAACGGGAACCAAAUACUUGUUCACUGGUUCUCAAGAUAGGGAACAAACUGAUGCGUUGAUAUAA